Molecule: messenger RNA, 858 nt
Organism: Gamsiella multidivaricata
Lineage: Eukaryota; Fungi; Mortierellomycota; Mortierellomycetes; Mortierellales; Mortierellaceae
Product: peptidase S24/S26A/S26B/S26C
Exons: 4
Coding region: 86-634 (182 amino acids)
Biological process (GO): mitochondrial respiratory chain complex assembly
Cellular component (GO): mitochondrial inner membrane peptidase complex; membrane
Molecular function (GO): serine-type endopeptidase activity
Source: RefSeq, a predicted model, not a curated record
GUGCUACGUGACUCCAUAGGACUCAACUAGACAAAACGGCAUUGAAUUUACCAUUCCUGUCCAGCACUAAUCACCAUUCGCUACAAUGUCAUUCGUUUCAGCUGCACGUCAGGCUGCGUGGAUGUUCCUGCCUUGGGUUCCAGUCGGCGUAUUCUUUGUAGAACAUGGAUACAGUUUGGGCACCGUUCAUGGAAGAUCAAUGCAGCCGACGCUAAACCCAGAUAGCAACAUGCUGCGAAGAGACGUCGUACUAUUCAAUCAUUGGGCCAUCGAUCGAUUUAAAUACAAGAUCGGCGACGUUGUGACAUUGCGGCACCCUGAUCAGCCAGACCGGAUAAUCAUCAAACGUAUCGUGGCACUGGAAGGUGAUAUUAUCCAAACACGGUCCCCAUAUCCAGAGGCGCAUGUUAGGGUGCCUAGAGGCCACUGUUGGAUCGAAGGCGACGAGAUGUUUCAUAGCAAGGACAGCAACAGUUUUGGGCCGGUACCACUGGGACUUGUAAAAUCCAAAGUAGACUAUAUCCUGUACCCAUUUGACAGAUUUGGCAAGGUUCCCGACAAGCCAAAGGGAUCGAGGGUGCGUUACGCACCAGGACACAAAGUGUACAACCAAAUUGACGACCAUGAGUCGUAGAGCCUUAAAGAAAAAAUGAUCCGAUGCGCAAAAUGGCUGUUUUGUUCUUGUUUAUUACUGUAAUGGCUCUCUGUGCUUUUUGAUAUGUUCAUCCCCAUGCAGGACUUGUGCAGUAGUUCACGAUCAGUUUUCCGUCCGUAUUAAAGCUCUUGAACAGGUUGUUAACAAUUUCGUCCGGUGCUGGUGAAAAUGCACUAUUGAUGUAUAAAAACUAUUCGCAUGAC